UCCCGGCACGUGGACGCAACUUGCGGACUCACGAUCCCAACUGGUUUCCUAGUCUGGUUGCAUGCUGGGGAGAGUCACUCCGUCGUCGAAGUUGUGAGCUCGACAGCGACGUCUUCUUCGUCAAGAGAGUUCAUUCUCCGUUUCGCCAUGCUUGGCUCACGCUCAGACCGAUCACGCCCAACCGUGGCAAGUUUCAAGAGCGGCCUCAAGCGCCUCACCGUGGAGCGUUCGUGGCACGACUCAUGGGGAACGACAAAGGAAAUGUCCUUCGUCGACUCCGAGACCGACCAAGACCCUGCUUCAAGCCAGUCGCGGGUGCGUCUUGGUAACUCGCAACUACUGCAGCUGGCCCGUGCGGCAACCGACAAGGUAGACUUCCGUCGUCUGACAAACCGCCAGGCAUCGCUGCGCAACUGGAAGUGGAAGACCGUGGCCAACGGCUUCACGGCGUUCUCGCAUGGCGACGGGAUCGAGGCGGCGCUAGAGGUGUUGGCUACGGGCGAGAUGAAGGCAAGUCUGAACGAACUAUCUCACAUUCUCAGAACCAACACCGCCAGCGACCACGACAUGGUGAUGCGAAGCCUGUACAAGGAUUACAUCCACGGCGCCGUCGUGCACGUCGUGGACCCGUCGAUUGGGUCUUCUUCUGCCUCCGUCAUGAAGUCGGACGUGGAGUCAAAGCUGACAGUCAAGACCAGUGCUUUCGAGCGUUCGCGCAUGUUCAAGAACCACGAGCAAUGGUGCUUCCUCGAGUACUACGAGAAAACGGGCAGUGCCGAUGCUUUCACGGUGACGCUGGCUUCUGUGCCCGAGAAGGAGUUGCUGGCCGGUAAGAUGAAAGCUGAUCGUGUGGACGACUUGCCCGACUUGGCUGCCGCGUACCUAAUUGAAAAGAUCCCGUCGAGUAACGCUGUACGCGUGGUCUUCUUCGCACAGGCCUCUCUCACCGAAGAAGAGCCCCACUUCGAUCAGUCGAGCAUGAGCCACAGUAGUGACAGCACCCGUGGCCACCAACUUGCCCGUUCCAAGAAGCGUCAGAAGCGUUUGAUGCGUCUUGCUGCCGGUGCGAGCCAACUUCCUGAAGUGGUCCGUCGUCGUCGCUUCGGCACUCAACCGCUGGCGGAUUGCAACGCCUUUGAAGCCAACAACUCGCGAUGCACAUGCUGCGCCAAGUCUCUGCGUUUUCUCACGCGCAAGAAGCGUUGCCACAUUUGCGGAUACAUGAUCUGCCACCAGUGCUGGAGUAUCCACUCGAUGGAGACGCGCGACGGUCGUGUGUCAUCGGUGCGUGCUUGUCCGCGCUGCGUUGAGUUUGUGAACAACGGAGACUAUUCUCGCGUGGAUCAAGAGAACCGUGGACGAAUUCAGAUCAUCUCCGAUUCGGGUCUGCCCUCGUCUGACCCUCCUGGAAAGGCCUUGACCAAUUUCCUGCACGAAGCACUUCAGACCUCGUCUGGCAGCAAGCGCAAGUCGGUGAUGUCAGUGAUUCGCCACUUGAUGAACCAGGAGAAGGAGGACGCUGAUGUUCGUUCGGAAUGCUCCUCCGUAACGUCUUCUGUACGUCUCACAGACGACGAUGCAAAAAAAUACACCGACGCGCUGGACAAAAGGAAUGCUGCGCGUCGAGACACUUCCAGUGGGAGGACUGUGUCCUUGCGAACUCCAGGGGCCGUAACUACCCCGCUCCAAUACGGGCGCCCCGAUCUGGAAACUAUGAGCAAGCCCCCCGAUGCCAAAGGACGAGGAAGGAGCGUAUCAACCGCGAUCUCGGAAGGGUGGGAUUCUCUAAAGAUUACCGGAUACCGACGAGCUAAGACUUGA
Molecule: messenger RNA, 1821 nt
Organism: Phytophthora infestans T30-4
Lineage: Eukaryota; Oomycota; Peronosporomycetes; Peronosporales; Peronosporaceae
Exons: 1
Coding region: 148-1821 (557 amino acids)
Source: RefSeq, a predicted model, not a curated record